This is a messenger RNA of Manihot esculenta (cassava), 894 nucleotides long. RefSeq names its product probable calcium-binding protein CML25. NCBI's taxonomy places the organism in Eukaryota, Viridiplantae, Streptophyta, Magnoliopsida, Malpighiales, Euphorbiaceae. The record is from RefSeq and is a predicted model, not a curated record. The transcript has a single exon. The coding region runs from base 33 to 734 and encodes 233 amino acids. Gene Ontology annotation, molecular function: calcium ion binding; enzyme regulator activity.
CAUUGAAAUCAAACCUCAUUAAUUUGUGAAACAUGCAAACACUUUUAAAGAAAGCACAAGAGCAAAUUCCCUUCACAAAAAAGCACAUAUAUAAUAUAUUCCCAUUUUCCCUCUCAGAAAACUUCAUUUUAGGAACCUACCUCCAGGCUCUAGUUAUGGGCUUUAAAGAGCUUUUCCACCUCAAGAAAUCUAAGAAAUCAGAUGAUUCUUCUGUUGAUUCAUCCACUGUUGCUCCUCCAUUCACCGGAUCGAGAUCUCAGUCCUUCAAACUCAACACCCAGCUUGAAGAACUUGAGCAAGUUUUCAAGAAAUUUGAUGUCAAUGGAGAUGGGAAGAUCUCCUCCUCUGAGCUUGGCUCCAUUAUGUCCAGCCUCGGCCACCAGGCCAACGAGGAGGAGCUGCGUAAGAUGAUCACUGAAUUCGAUGCCGAUGGAGAUGGGUUCAUCGAUUUUCAAGAGUUUGUACAGUUGAAUACACAAGGGGUUGAUACUGAUGAAGUUCUAGAGAAUUUGAAGGAUGCUUUCUCUGUUUACGACAUUGAUGGAAACGGGUCGAUUUCUGCAGAGGAGUUGCAUAAAGUGAUGGCCAGCCUCGGCGAGGACUGCUCUAUUGCAGAGUGCAAGAAAAUGAUUAGUGGAGUCGAUAGUGACGGCAAUGGGAUGAUCGAUUUUGAGGAGUUCAAGGUCAUGAUGACGGUGGGUGUUAAAUGGGAAUCCAAUAAUGGUCUCAGUUGAAUCAAUGGUUCUGCGGCGGCAUAAGAGGUGGUUCUGGGUUCUGAGAUCUAAUAGCUUCCAUUUUCUGAUUUGUUUUUUUUUGUGUUUGCUUGAUUUUGAUCAGAAACACUGUGAAUAUUAUUUCGAUGCAACACAGUGGUUUAUCAUUACUUUUGUCUAA